AUGCUCGCCGCGAAGUCGCCCUUCGUCCUCCACGCAGUCAUCGAGACUUUCGCCGCCUUGUCCUUCAUCUUCGGGCCCGAAAAGCAGAUACCCGGCUGCUCACCAGCGACCAAGCUGGUCCUGAAACAGUAUGGCGGCUUGCUGUUGUCCUCGAACCUCGUCUGCCUGGUCGUCCUCCUGCAGGACAGGUUCGGCAGCACGGAGAGGAUGCUAGCCGCGGCUCUGGGCUUUUACCACCUGUGGCCAAUCCACCGCGCCCUGGUGCGCAUUGUGCAGCGCGCCCCUGGUGAUGCGCCUGGAAACCAGACUCUAGGUGGCCCGCUUGUGCAUCUGGGCGUCCAUGUUGUCGUGUUCGCCUUGUUUCUCUACGUAUCGCUGUUUCCUGGCCAGUGA
Molecule: messenger RNA, 393 nt
Organism: Neoarthrinium moseri
Lineage: Eukaryota; Fungi; Ascomycota; Sordariomycetes; Amphisphaeriales; Apiosporaceae
Exons: 1
Coding region: 1-393 (130 amino acids)
Source: RefSeq, a predicted model, not a curated record